AUGGCGCGGCCUGUUCCUGCGAUCAAGGUGUUCAGCCCCAUCUGGCGGCGGAACUUCUCUGCCUCAACUUCUCGGAGCGCCAUCAACAAGCUAUGUGACUCCGCAGAGGAGGCUGUCAAGAACAUGAAGGGUUCUUCGACCCUGCUGGUCGGUGGUUUCGGUUUCUCGGGUGUCCCUAACACCCUGAUCAACGCCGUCCACGCUCGUCCAGAGGUCAAGGACCUGACUGUUGUUUCCAACAACGCUGGCAUGCCCGGCGCCGGUCUCGGUCAAUUGCUCGAGUCCAAGCAGAUCACCAAGAUGAUCGCCUCUUUCAUUGGCGAGAACAAGGUGUUCGAGAAGAUGUAUCUCACCGGUGACCUGACCCUGGAGCUUACUCCCCAGGGUACCAUCGCUGAGAAGUGCGCUGCCGGUGCAGCUGGUGUCCCGGCUUUCUACACCCCCGCGGCUUACGGUACUAUCAUUCAAACUGGUGAACUCCCUAUUCGGUACAACAAGGAUGGCUCUGUGGCAGAAAUGUCCAAGGUCAAGGAAACUCGCACUUUUAACGGCAAGGAAUACCUUAUGGAAGAAUCGAUCUUUGGUGACUACGCUCUGGUUCGCGCGCACAAGGCCGACAAGCUCGGUAACUGCCAGUUCCGCAAGGCUAUGAACAACUUCAACGAGGCCAUGGCCAAGAACGCCAAGUACACCAUUGUUGAGGUUGAUGAGAUCGUCGAGGUCGGCGAGAUCGCCCCGGAGAGUGUUCACAUCCAGGGUGUCUACGUUGACGCUGUCAUCAAGAGCACCGCGCCCACCCAGAUUGAGAAGCUUACCUUCGCCAAGAGCCCCGAAGACCUGCUUGCUGCUGGCUCCGGUGAAGCUACCGCCCGCCGUGAGCGUAUCGUCAAGCGUGCCGCUAAGGAGUUCAAGGAUGGCAUGUACGUCAACCUCGGUAUUGGUAUUCCUCUGAUCGCUCCCUCCUACCUUCCCGAGGGUGUCGAGGUCGUCCUGCAGGCUGAGAACGGUAUCCUGGGUCUGGGUGGCUACCCCAACCCUGGUGAGCAGGACCCCGACCUGAUCAACCCCGGCAAGGAGACUGUUACCCUUGGCCGUGGUGCUUCCCUGUUCGGUUCCCACGAGAGUUUCGGUAUGAUCCGCGCUGGUAAGAUUGAUCUUACUAUGCUUGGUGCUCUGCAGGUCAGCCAGUACGGCGAUCUGGCCAACUUCAUGCUUCCCGGUAAGGUCAAGGGUGUUGGUGGUGCCAUGGAUCUGGUCGCCAACCCCGAGAAGACCAAGGUUGUCGUGACCAUGGAACACACCGACAAGAAGGGCAACCCCAAGAUUCUUGCCGACUGCACAUUCCCCCUGACCGGCCCCCGCUGUGUCUCGACUAUUAUCACCGAUCUGGCUGUCUUCGACGUCAGCACCUCCGAGGGUCUGACUCUGAUUGAGCACGCCGAGGGUGUCACCGUCGAGGAGAUCCGCAGCAAGACUGCUGCCCCCUUCAACGUCUCCGCCGACUUGAAGCCCAUGCAGCUGUAA
Molecule: messenger RNA, 1524 nt
Organism: Penicillium waksmanii
Lineage: Eukaryota; Fungi; Ascomycota; Eurotiomycetes; Eurotiales; Aspergillaceae
Product: 3-oxoacid CoA-transferase
Exons: 4
Coding region: 1-1524 (507 amino acids)
Biological process (GO): ketone body catabolic process
Molecular function (GO): succinyl-CoA:3-oxo-acid CoA-transferase activity
Source: RefSeq, a predicted model, not a curated record